Molecule: messenger RNA, 1768 nt
Organism: Chironomus riparius
Lineage: Eukaryota; Metazoa; Arthropoda; Insecta; Diptera; Chironomidae
Source: the annotation of a GenBank genome assembly
UUCAUAGUCGCGCUUCAAUUAAUUUAUAAAAUUUUGUAGCAAAAAGCUAAUUCCUUUCAGUUUAAAGUGCAUAUCAAUUAAUCCAGAUAACAAUGAUUUGUGCUUUAUUCUUACUUUUCAUCACAUCGUCUUCAGCAAUUACAAUUGACUGCAACUUCCGAACAAUCUUUCUUACAAUGGAUAGUGGCUAUGGCUGUGAUGGAACAGCCACAAAUGACGGAAGUUCUCAAAUAUCAACAAUCAAUGGAAUUCAUCAAGCUGGAAGAUCCAACAAUGACACUGAAGUGUUUCGUGUCUGGAAUGUCUGCACACUUGAGUUAGUUCCUCAAAAAAUUGGAAUUUUUUUUCCAAAUUUGAUUGCACUUUGGUUUAAUGACUGUAAAUUCAAGGAAUUGGUUGCUAAUGACUUUGUGAAUUUGACUAAUUUAGUUGAACUUGAUCUGGCUUACAAUCAGUUGGAGUUUGUGCAUGAAAAGGCAUUUGAGAAUUUAAGGAACUUACAAUUUUUGUACCUUAAUAAUAAUCGGAUAAUUUUUGUUGGACCAAAUCUGAUACAAACUCUUCCUAGCUUAGUUUUUGCGACAUUAGAGGACAAUUCCUGCAUUUCAUCAAACUCUUUCAAUUUUGAAGAUUCAAAUGUGAGAAAUUUUAUUAUCGAUGUUGCCAUUCAAUGUCCACUGACCCUGAAGAUUGCUGAAAGUUUAUUAAGCAAGAGGAAUACUGAGGAAUCAAGGAAAUUCAUUAAGGAUUUAAGAGAGGUUAUGGACAAUGCAAUGUUUGUUGAUGAUGAAGUAGAUGACGAGGAAGUAAUAUUUGAUGAUUAUCGAAGUUCUGAGCCUAAUGAUGACAAAGGUUUUGUUAAGAGUCACAGAGAUGAACUGGAAGUUAUCAAUAAACAGAACAUGGAUCUAUUGCUGAUUUCAGAUACUAACAAAUUGCAUGAAAGCAUGAAGGCAAAGAUUAAAGAAGUGGUGUUGACAAGAUGUCAUUUGUAAAAUGGAGCCUAAAGUUUAUCGAAAAUGAAGAAUUGCAAAUUAGAUUAGAAAAAGUUUACUUUCAUGAGAGAACCCACAAAUAGGCCGAGAACUGAUCAAUAUAAUUGAAAAAUUAUAAAGGGUCAUCUGAUCAGUUCCACAAUAUCAAGAAGGUCUUCUCACCAGAAGAAAAGUUCGAACCUUAUUGUAAAUACCUUUAAAUUUUUUAAAUUUUUAAACCUUACAAAAGGGUUCUUAUUCUAUUAGAACCAUAUUAAAAAUUGUAUAAAUUGCUAAGAUUUUGUAGGAGCGAAAUUUAAUUCUUUUUGAACUUUUUCCGCUGCAGAACCGUUAGUUCUCAUAGUACGUCGCAAUCAAUUGAACGAAUUUGUCUGGACUAGCAAGAUUGUCUUUAAUAGUUUAAAUUUUAUUUCCGUACUCGACAACAUCACAAUGUUCUCUGACCACUUAGCUUCAUCUCAAUUAUAAAGCAGCCAAUUUAUAGUUAAUGAUCUUGUUGCUUUCAUGCUGCUCUCCUCUGAGACUCAAAAGAUUUUUUUUACCAUAUGGUCGAUAUGAAAACAUUCAAGUGACGGUAAAGCAGAUUUGGGUACAAAGUUUAGAAUCGCUGAAGGACUUUGUAUUCUGAAAUCUGAGCCGGGUUUGAAUUUUGUAUUAUGGGGUUGUGAAAUUUCUACAAAAUAGAGUGGGGAGAAGAUUAUUAAGUCUUUUCAAAUCCUUAUUAUUAGAGCUCAAAGUCGAUAGGGUUUGUUCCCCCCCCCCCCUUAAACGUU